AUGAUGAAGGAUGUGCCGGGCAAGCUUAAGCCGGCGAUGUUUAUACCGGCGAAGCCCAGGAAACCUAAGCCGGCGAUGGUCAUGCCGGCGAAGCCCAUGCCGGGCAAGCUCAAGCUAGUGAUGUUUAUGCCGGCGAAGCCCACGCCGGGCAAGCCCAAGCCGGCGAUGCUUAUGCCGGCGAAGCCCAAGCCGGCGAUCCCUGAUGCUGCUGGCCCUUAUGCUGCUGGCCCUCAUGCUGCUGGCCUUGAUGCUGCUGGCCUUGAUGCUCCUAGCCCUGAUGCUGCUGGCCUUGAUGCUGCUGGCCCUUAUGCUGCUGGCCCUCAUGCUGCUGGCCCUGAUGCUCCUAGCCCUGAUGCUGCUGGCCUUGAUGCUGCUGGCCUUGAUGCUCCUAGCCCUCAUGCUGCUGGCGCUGCGGCGCUUUAA
Messenger RNA from Drepanopeziza brunnea f. sp. 'multigermtubi' MB_m1, 423 nucleotides. The record is from RefSeq and is a predicted model, not a curated record. NCBI's taxonomy places the organism in Eukaryota, Fungi, Ascomycota, Leotiomycetes, Helotiales, Drepanopezizaceae.